Messenger RNA from Arachis ipaensis, 366 nucleotides. Its product is annotated as O-methyltransferase 1, chloroplastic-like. The record is from RefSeq and is a predicted model, not a curated record. NCBI's taxonomy places the organism in Eukaryota, Viridiplantae, Streptophyta, Magnoliopsida, Fabales, Fabaceae.
UAUGAUAACAUUGGCAAAUUUUGAAGAAGUUUUGUCAAUGUUAAGCAGUGUGGCCAUGGAAGGAAGCUUUUUUCUGGAAGAGUUCCCUACAUUUUUAUCUGAUGCAGAAAUAGAAAUCAAGUCCAACACAAAGCAUUGGAUGGAUAAAGUAUUCAUGAGCAAUGGCUUUCGUGUUGAAAUGAUUAAUCAUAAAGGAGUUUCUGAAAGUUCAAAAGAAGAAUGUGCUUCAGCACAUUACAGGAACAAGCUGGCUGUUGCUGACCAACUGAGACUUUCAGAUGAUCAGGUGACACAUCUUCUCUUCACUACAAAUUUGUCUUUCCUCGGCCUCACUCCUUGGUAAAAAUAUACACUAACUUCUCCUAA